UGAAGGAAGCUGCAGCCCAUGGGGGACCCACACUGGAGCAGUGUGUUCCUGAAGGACUGCACGCUGUGGAGAAAACCCAUGCUGGAGCAGUUCUUGAAGAACUGCAGCCUGUGGGAAGCCCACGUUGGAACAGCUUGUGAAGGACUGCAUCCCAUAGGUGGGACCCCACACUGGAGCAGGGGAAGAGAGUGACCGUGAAGGAGUGGCGGAGAUGAAGCAUUAUAAGCUGAACACAGUCCUCAUUCCCUGCUCCCCUGCUCCGCUCAGGGGGAGAAUGUAGAAGAGGAUGGAUGGGGGGAAGGUGGUUUUUAGUUUGCUUUUAGUUCUCGCUGCUCUACACUGUUAUUAAUUGGCAAUAAAUUAAAUUAAUCUUCCCCAAGCUGAGUCUGUUUUGAUCGUGAUUGUAAUUGGUGAGUGAUCUUCCUGUCCUAAUAUCAACCCAUGAGUUUUGUUGUUCUUUCUUUUUUUUUUUUUUUAAUCAUAAUUUCUGCCCUUUUACUGCCAAGGAGGGGGAGUGAGAGAACAUCUUGGUGGGCACCUGGCAGCAUUUUAUACCAACAUAAAUGCUUCUAAUGAUCAUUUUUUUUUUUUUCUGUAAGCUUUGAAGUUCAUAAUUUCAAGACUUUCCCAAAACUACUAGAUUGUGCAGUGACAGCUUGUGAUUUCAAGGUGUUUUAUAUUAUAAAGUGUUUCUCAAAGGUAAAGGGUAUUUAAUUUACAACGUGGCACACUCUAACUACCUAAAUUAUAAUUAAACUCUUUAGAACUGUUCAGCCAUUAUUUGUAAUAAUUGCAUAUUUUUAAUAAUGAUUUUCUUGGCUCAUCUGAAUAAGCUUUGCUAACUCUUACUAUGAAUGAUGCAUCCUUCUCAUUUCAGGCAAAAGGAAUAAAAGCACCUAAAUCCAAUUUUUUUAUUCUACAUAAUUCUAUCCUGAGCCUCUUCACCUAAAGAGGCCUGAUGUUUUCAACAUUAAAUUCAAUGUGCAUCUGAAUUCCUCUUCUAGUUGUUCCCACUGGAGCUGAGAAGGUACAUGGUCUGUUCUGAAAGUAGUAGGACUGGCUUUUUCCUGGGCAAACGGGCGGACAAGAGGCGGUCUGCGCACGCAGGAUCGGUGGAGGGAGAUAUUGGGAAUGCUGGGAAAAAUCGGCAGUCGGCUAUCGGCCGUUGAAGAGAGCAGGUUGCUUGUACUGUGAACACCUGUCGAAAGGCCUCGUCACGGAAAAUCAUGGAGCGUUUACUGGAGCAGCGAUACGCGAUCAAAUUUUGUGUAAAGCUUGGUAAAACGGGCAAAGAGACUCACAACGUGAUUAAGGAGGCCUACGGUGAUGCUGCCAUGGGUAGAUCGGGUGUUUUUGAGUGGUACAAGCUUUUCCGAGAAGGUAGGGAAAGAGUGGAAGACGACGACCGCUCCGGACGCCCUUUGACCAUCAAGACCAACGAAAAUGUGUCGCGAGUGAAAAAUUUACUGAAUUGUAAAAAAAAAUUUACUGUCAGAAUGAUUGCUGAUGACUUGAGCAUUCCUCAAACCCAAGUUUUUGAGAUGGUGAAAGAAAACUUAGCCAUGAGGAAAGUGUGCGCAAAGUUUGUGCCGCGAGUGUUGUCAGAGGAGCAAAAGGCCAACCGGAAAGCGAUCUGCCAGGAUCUUUUUCAUCAUGUGAAUGAGGAGCCCGACUUUUUGGACAAUGUGGUGACUGGUGACGAGACGUGGGUGUUUGAAUAUGACCCGGAGAGUAAGCGGCAGAGCACAGAAUGGCACACCCCUGCUUCCCCAUGCCCCAAGAAAGCACGAAUGAGCAAAUCCAAGCAAAAGUCCAUGCUCAUUUGCUUUUUUGAUCGACAUGGAGUCAUCCACAAAGAGUUUGUAUCACCCGGACAAACAGUUAAUGCAGUUUUUUACGUGGAAGUCCUCACAAGACUGCGAAAACGCAUUGCUCGUGUCCGCCCAGCCAUCGUCAACAAUUGGCGGCUGCACCAUGACAACGCACCGAGCCACACAGCGUUCCGCGUAGUGGAGUAUCUUGCCCAGCACAAGGUGGCAACGCUGCCUCAGCCCCCCUACAGCCCCGACUUGGCCCCGCCAGACUUUUUUCUAUUCCCGAGAGUAAAAUCAACGCUCAAGGGGAAGCAUCAUGCAUCGGUAGAGGCGCUUCAAGAGGCCGUGACGAGGGAGCUAAACAGCAUUCCGGUCCAGGCAUUCCUGGAGGCGUACAAAAACUGGAAAACUCGUUGGCAGCAGUGUGUAGAUGCAGAAGGAAAAUUCUUUGAAAAAUUCUAAUAGUUUGUUCUAUUCUCAUGAAUAAUUUUUUUUUAAAAAAAUGAGUCCUACUACUUUCAGAACAGACCACGUAUAAUGCUAUAAGCCAUCUAAAGCCACUUGGGCUCUACAAACAAGAUUCCUCUCACUUUUAACUUGCCUGAGAAACUUGACAGAUUAGUUACUGUUUAAAAAUAAUUAGAGGGUCAAAUAGCAGUGCUUAUUUCUGUUCAAAAGAUGGAAAGCAAGGAGUAAGUAGUACUAAAUUAGUAACGUAAUCUUACUUCCUACCAAAUAAUUAUUUGGUAGGAAAACAUUGAGUCUAUAUCUCAACUGCUCUAACUUGUAGCACAGUUUAUUUGCUUACUUUUUUUAAUGAAACGUUAAGAUGAUGUUUUAUUAGCCAAAGCUGAGAAAUGCAUUUCCUUUAAAACAUGCUAGUUAGUAUUCCUGUUGCUUCCAAUUAGAGUACUCCAUGCUUUUAUAAUGAGUUUUUACGAGAUCAGGACUGACUAAGUCCUUAUUAAACUUUCAUAUUCAAUUAAUGCUGCAUACUAGUAAAUGUAUAUAGUGGUAUAGUAUGGUCAUCUGAAUGCGUUAUUUAGUUCUAGGAGACUAUUGUGUGCACAUUUUAAAACAUAUUUUUAAAGGAAUGUCAAAAUUUCUGUCAUUCUUCCCAUUCCAGUAGACAAGAAAGAAAACCUUAAACCUUAAAAAACCUUAAACCUUAAAAACCUUAAAAAAAAGUGUAACCAACUGCAGUGUAUAUUAGUGCUAAGGUGAACUAAUUUUGCAAUACACCUUUUCUUAU
Molecule: messenger RNA, 3066 nt
Organism: Anas platyrhynchos (mallard)
Lineage: Eukaryota; Metazoa; Chordata; Aves; Anseriformes; Anatidae
Product: GVQW motif containing 3
Molecular function (GO): nucleic acid binding
Source: RefSeq, a predicted model, not a curated record